Molecule: messenger RNA, 337 nt
Organism: Prunus armeniaca (apricot)
Lineage: Eukaryota; Viridiplantae; Streptophyta; Magnoliopsida; Rosales; Rosaceae
Source: the annotation of a GenBank genome assembly
GGCUGGUGUUGUGGUGGUGUCGCAACUUGUGCCAGUUUUGGAUGUUAUUUUGCUCAUUGGAGGAGGAGGGAUUCGAACACAUGACGUUAGAAGAGGUGGCAAGGAGAGAGGCCUCUGUGGGUACGCAAUGUCACCUGCGGAUGGUGAUGUCUCAGAAAGCCUCUCUGAUAUUGACGAUGCAGAGGUUGUUGGGUACCUUAACAGCAAGAAGGCGGCACUGUUUAAAAGAAUGAUUUGGGAAGCAAUGAACAAGGACUAUGAUAAGGGAAAGAGUAGAAAACGAGCCAGAAUGGCCAAGAAAGCUGCUCCUGCUAAAAAGCCAGAAAAGGCUGUCUAA